Paramecium tetraurelia is the source of this 1020-nucleotide messenger RNA. RefSeq lists its product as uncharacterized. The record is from RefSeq and is a predicted model, not a curated record. Lineage: Eukaryota; Ciliophora; Oligohymenophorea; Peniculida; Parameciidae. The transcript has a single exon. Gene Ontology annotation, cellular component: membrane.
AUGAACAGAAAAUUAAUUUCCAUCUUUUUUAUCAUCUUAACUCUUGGAGGCAAUUAAGCUAAGGAAGAUAUACCUAAAUACAAAAGAUGCUUGGAAUAUAAUAAGGAAAAAAUCUUUGGAUGCAUAAACAAUCAUAUUACAUCUGCCUUUACAUUUCAAAGUGUUACUACUUUUGCUUCAUUCGUAAUUGCCAAAAUAGCUAUCUGGCUGGCUGGUUUCACAGCAAUGGGCCCAGCUGCAGGUUCUUUUGCAGCUUUCUUAUAAUCUUUGAUUGGAAAUGUAGCAGCUGGCUCAUUUUUUUCUUUUUUAUAAGCGGUUGCUAUGGGAAAAUCAAUUUUAUUAUUAAUUCCUAGCUUGUGUGUUGGAACUGUAGUAGGCAUAAUCUAUUUAGUGUUUAGUUGCUUUAGAAAUGAAUAUUGUACUUAAGAGGAAUAAGUAAAGUCCUAACCUAAUCCACAAGAAAAUUAACAAAGUAAUGAUAAGUCAUCUAAUGGUUCGAAUAAUUUGUUUGAAUAAAACAAUAAUAAAUAAGAAGAAUCAUUUUGGAGCUAAUCAUUAAAUUUUAUUACUAACUCCAAUUCCUAUACAAAAAUUGCAGAGAGUAUUUCAGAUUUAUAUAAUUAAUUGCCUAACAUGCCACAACAAGUCAUAAAAUUAAAAAAAUAAGUUAUAGACUAUUCCUCGCCAUUUUUAAAAUUUACUAGUGAUGUUUUGGAAUUUUCUAGUUAAGUUGCUUCUUCUAUUAAAAAAUAAAUUGAGGAAGGGUAAGAUUAAAUGGGGAUUUUAUAUAAUUAGAUAACAUCCACUUUUAAUGACUAUGUUGAAGGGAUAAAUGAUUUGUUUGACUUUGUUUGGAGAAACAGAGAAAUUAUAAAAGAAGCAUUUGAAUAUGUUAUAGUUGUUCUUUAAGAAUAAUUUAAUAAAAUUAUGACAAUUAAAAAGUUUAUAGAAGAUAGGAUAUAAUCAAAGAAACAGGAUGCUUGUUAGAAUAAUUUUAUAGAGUACCUUGCAAAUUUAUGA